GCUGCUGGAUGAACAAGUUCCUGGAAGACGGGUGACCAUUGCGACGAAAGAAAACAAAUAAGGGCGGUGGCUCGAAUCAAGGCAGGUUAUGAAGUGGGAAUAAUCCCGGUCCAUCCCUAUCUGGGGUGCUUCUUGAACGUCCGCAAUCCCCCAAUAAAAAGGGAGCCCAGCUCGACAGUCAAUCACACUUCUCGUUCAAGUUGAACCAUCACCACCAUCUGCAAGGAUCCAGGAGAAUGUUGGGCAAUCAAAAAGGUUCAUCGACCGUCGUCUUAUUGGCGGUCGUGACUCUGUUGAGCUGCUGCUGCAGUCCGGCGUCCAGUUUCGCAUUCCUUCCUCGCGUCUCCCGUACAAAAGAUGCCGUCGUCAUCGAUUUUGCCGGUGUAGGCUAUGCUCCCAUCUCUUACGGCAAGACGUUGUACGGCCAAUUUGCCAAUCCUGGAUUCGUCCCGCUUCCAUCAGUUUACGGAUGGCCCAUGCCAUUCCGUUUUCCUAGCUUCAUUUCUCCGUCUGCAAAGCAGAUUGAUGGCGAAUAUGAGGAAUACCUUGACGAUCCGCUGACGCUGAAACAAACAGCACCAAAAUGCGGCACUGGACCGGCCACUAUGCCCACCACUAAGAACUUUGCGACUGAAAGGGUCGAUGGUGGAACCGAUGCCAAAAAGGGUGCUUGGCCUUUCAUUGUUGCCCUGAAAACCGGCGAAGAUAUAUUUUGCAGCGGAACUUUGUUGAGUGACACUAAAGUCCUACUGGCGGCCCAGUGCCUGGAAAAAAUGUCUAUGUAUGAAUUGUCGACUGUGACCGUAUUGGUUGGCUUUCAUGCAGCUGAUCUAUCCGACCUCCAAAUGACGAGGAGGAUCAGCAAAGUGGUUCUUCACGCCCGAUACAACGCCUUCACCUAUGCCAAUGACAUCGCCAUCAUAACAUUGGACUCCCCCGUGGUUUUAUCCAGGACUGUUGCCACCGCUUGUUUGCCAGCGGCCAGUACCGAUGCCGACCAAUUCGUCGGUGUAGAUGCUGUUAUUUUGGGAUGGGGAACGGCUGACGGAGAAGCCACCGGAAAUCUCAAACAAGCCAAGACUGCGAUUUCGUCCAACGACGAGUGCAGGGCGGAUACGAACUUUGGUAAAUAUGUUUCGGCCAGCACUACCUGUACCACUACUGGCCCUGCAUUCACAUGCGCGGUUGACGUCGGCGGCCCAGUGGUCACCCUACCGACACCAGGCACCUGGACCGUAGUCGCAAUCAACAGUUACACCAAGGAUUGCGCCGCUGGUGGCCUUAAAACCCAAGUGGGUUCGUUCAGGACCUGGAUUGACCAAUACAUGUAAUAAAAAUGAACAACAAGGAUAACGACGACGACGACGACCAACACGGAACGACACGAUCAUGAAAUUCGAACUCUUCUUUUUUUAGUUAUAUUGUUUCGUUUAAUUCGGUUUUGGCUAAGUAGCAUUAAUUAUUUCGAGCCAUGUUAUUUAAAAAAUUCUGAAUAAACAGUAGCCCCAGCAAGCAAA
Messenger RNA from Daphnia pulex (common water flea), 1517 nucleotides. Its product is annotated as transmembrane protease serine 11D-like. Bases 237 to 1331 code for a protein of 364 amino acids. The transcript has 10 exons. Gene Ontology annotation, molecular function: serine-type endopeptidase activity. Gene Ontology annotation, biological process: proteolysis. The record is from RefSeq and is a predicted model, not a curated record. Lineage: Eukaryota; Metazoa; Arthropoda; Branchiopoda; Diplostraca; Daphniidae.